AUGGGUCAGUGCCCCUCUAUCCGGCAGCCGGAGGCAGAGUAUGUUCGCCUGCUGGCGGCGGCACCCGGCGGCAAAAACAGGAACGAGCAGUUCAGCAAACCUACAAAGGCCAUGAACAAAUACCAAAAAAGAUCAAGCAAGGACGAUCUAGUUAUGAGGGCGACGCUCGAAUCAAUCACGAGAAUUGGAUAA
Triticum turgidum subsp. durum (durum wheat) is the source of this 192-nucleotide messenger RNA. The record is from the annotation of a GenBank genome assembly. NCBI's taxonomy places the organism in Eukaryota, Viridiplantae, Streptophyta, Magnoliopsida, Poales, Poaceae.